This is a messenger RNA of Cydia pomonella (codling moth), 1428 nucleotides long. RefSeq names its product solute carrier family 35 member E1 homolog (gene TPT). Bases 273 to 1226 code for a protein of 317 amino acids. The record is from RefSeq and is a predicted model, not a curated record. The transcript has 2 exons. Gene Ontology annotation, cellular component: Golgi apparatus. Gene Ontology annotation, molecular function: antiporter activity. NCBI's taxonomy places the organism in Eukaryota, Metazoa, Arthropoda, Insecta, Lepidoptera, Tortricidae.
AUUUGCUAUUUUCAGAGUAAUAACUGUUUUUGUUAACAAACUAAGUAAUUAAGUUUUAUGUAAUUAUCACAACAGCAUUAUAAUCACAGUCUAGAAUAAUCUUCUAACGUCACCAAGACAGUGACAAUGACAGAAAAGUGACACAUUUCAGCUGGAAAUAUUGCCCUGCCAAAGGCCGCAUCAAACGGGACGAAAGAGUGACGAGCGAAUGUUGCGACAUUUCAAACAGUGAAGGGCAGCCGUGAGAACGAAAUGAGGGAUUUGGUUCGGUGAUGCUGCUCCCGGGAGCGCGCUGGCUGCGCUGGCGCUGCGGCGCGGAGGCGCGCGCGGCGCUAGCUGUGGGCGCGCUGUGCGCUGCAUGGUUCUCGUGCUCGGCGCUGGGCAACGUCGUGGGCAAACUCCUGCUAACAGACUUCCCGCGGCCGCUGACGGUGGCCAUGGCGCAACUUGCGUGCACGGCUCUAUGCUCCGCGCCGAUAGUACUGCGCGAGCGCGCGCCACCCGUGCGCCCGCUGCUGCGCGCGCUGCUGCCGCUGGCGCUGGCCAAGUUCCUGACGACGCUGUGCUCGCAGGUCUCCAUAUGGAAGGUGCCGGUUUCCUAUGCGCACACAGUGAAAGCGACGACGCCACUAUGGACAGCGGGCCUAGCGUGGCUACUCUUUGGUGAGCGGCAGCCACGUGGCGUUGCAACGUCACUCAUACUCAUCGCCGCCGGCGUCGGCCUCGCAUCCGCCACUGAGAUGCACUUUGAUGCAGCUGGUUUAUUCUCAGCCCUCGCCGCUGCAGCGCUACUUUCACUACAACAUUUAUACUCAAAAAGGUUGCUAGCCAGAGCCAGUUGGUCACCACUUAGAGUCUUAGCAGCAUUAAGCGCGCUAGCUGCAGUCAUGUUUUUCCCUGUUUGGGCGUGGAGCGAUGGAACCGCGUUACUAACGCAACCUCUUUCACCUCGCUCAGCAGGAUUACUCCUAUUAGACGGGGUACUUGCGUGGCUGCAAGCGGCAGCCGCCUUUAGCGUAUUAGCACACGUAACUCCAUUAACAUACGCUGUAUUAUCGUGUGGCAAGCGAGUCUUAGUUGUAGGUGCUUCGUUGAUUUUAUUACGGAAUCCAGCGCCGCCUUUAAACAUAGCUGGCAUGGCUUUGGCAGCGUUAGCUGUGCUACAAUAUAAUCGUGCGAAAUUAAACGCGCGGGCGGACGGAGGUAAGCCGCUGUUGCCGGUAUGAUGGACAUAGGUAAUUGAUUUAGUUAAUUUUUUGUUUUAAGCUUGCGUGGAUGGUUGUAAUAGUACUUUGGCUGUAUUUGCGUAAAUAUGGCUCUAAUCUUGCCGUUAAUGGCGGUCAUUUCGGUUUGUUUUUAUUAUUGAAUUGCGUUAUAUCAUCCUUCCUCAUGAGUGACGCAGCGACUUAACACAAUACAUAACACAAC